AGCCUUAUUCCUCCUCGAACGCUGAAGAAAUAGGACAGAGCAGUUCCUUCUGGCAGAUCGGCUCCAAUAUUGCGUUCUAGGUACUGGUAGAGCCUUCACUUCAUCCAUGGUUGACCUUAGCUUCGCUAUAGCGGACCGACCAAACCCUCCCGUUAUCUCACUCCUCGCUCACCAUCAAUCCCAUGCACCCACAUCAUCAUCUUCCUCACUCCCUCACGUAAGCCGCAAAAUUCACUCUCUCACAUCAUGAUCAUAUCAGCAGCAUCGGUUAUAUACUUCAACAAGCUCCGCUUCACCAAGCCACUUCCAUGAAUUCUUGAUCCCGGUCAUGUCUCCCACCAUAUCGACUCUUUCUUCCACCCCUUUCUCCAUGCUCUCGCUCCUCCUCCUCCUCCUCCUCCUCCCCUUCUCGCUCCUUGUUUCCCCGUCGACUUCGUCCUCCGACUCGUUCAUCUUCGUCGGCUGCUCUCAGUACAAGUACUCCCCCGGUUCACCCUACGAGACCGGCGUCGACUCCGUCCUCACCUCCCUUGUCAGCUCCUCCGCCUCCUCCUCCUACAACAAUUUCACCAUCCCGGGCCCCACCCCCUCCGACACCGCCUAUGGCCUCUACCAGUGCCACGGGGACCUCGCCGUGGCCGACUGCUCCACCUGCGUGUCCCAUGCGGUAAGCCAACUUGGGACCAUCUGUGCCGGCUCCUCCGGCGGCACACUCCAGCUCGAGGGCUGCCUCGUGCGGUACGACAACACGACGUUCCUCGGCAUGCAGGACAAGACCGUGCUGCUCAGGCGAUGCGGGCCUCUGAUUGGGGGUGCUAAUUCUGAUGGGCUAACACGGCGUGACGCCGUGCUCGGGUACAUAGGAGCUGGGGACGGGACCUACAAGCCGUACAGGACCGGUGCCUCGGGGAGUGUCCAGGCGGUGGCACAGUGUGUGCAGGACCUGAGCGCCGGCGAUUGCCAAGACUGCCUGGCGGAGGCGAUUGGACUUCUGAAGAGUGACUGCGGGGCGGCGAAGUGGGGCAACAUGUACUUGGCCAAGUGCUACGUGCAGUAUUCGGACGGCGAUCACACCAGCGUCGGACACGGUACAUCCGAUGAAGAGGUUACGAAGACUGUGGUCAUCUUGAUCGGUGUCGUUGCUGGGGUUGCGGUCGUGAUCAUCUUCCUCUCUUUGAUGGCAACAAUGUGCGAAAGAGCAAGAGGCGGCAAAUAGAGGCCACAAAUUUGUGGAUGUGAUAUAAUCAGCUGGCUGAUUUGCCACUUUCGGUUCCUUUGUCUAGUCGUUCGAAUUGUUACUCUCACUUUUGUUUCAUGCUUUAGACCUUUUCAGUUGCCCUCUCUCUCUCUCUCUGUGAGAUUAUAUAGAUCAAGUCCAUAUGAACCGUCGAUUAUGUGGGCCUUUCAAUGUGUUCACAUAAAAUUGAUGGUUCAAAUAACAGUGAUCCAUGUGAUAGGUCACGAAUUGUACAGAUAUUCACCUAGAAACGAGUCAAAGGAAAGAUUGCUGCUUUGUAUGUAAGUUGUGUACAUAUAGAUGGUCAAAAGACUCGAAAGUUAAUGUCAUGAUAAAAUGGAGGGCUAUUUCUUGA
Syzygium oleosum is the source of this 1592-nucleotide messenger RNA. RefSeq names its product plasmodesmata-located protein 6-like. The record is from RefSeq and is a predicted model, not a curated record. NCBI's taxonomy places the organism in Eukaryota, Viridiplantae, Streptophyta, Magnoliopsida, Myrtales, Myrtaceae. Bases 329 to 1216 code for a protein of 295 amino acids. Gene Ontology annotation, cellular component: plasmodesma. The transcript has 3 exons.